This is a messenger RNA of Lolium rigidum, 1376 nucleotides long. Its product is annotated as glyoxylate/hydroxypyruvate reductase HPR3-like. Bases 1 to 909 code for a protein of 302 amino acids. Gene Ontology annotation, molecular function: glyoxylate reductase (NADPH) activity; hydroxypyruvate reductase [NAD(P)H] activity; NAD binding. NCBI's taxonomy places the organism in Eukaryota, Viridiplantae, Streptophyta, Magnoliopsida, Poales, Poaceae. The record is from RefSeq and is a predicted model, not a curated record. The transcript has 3 exons. Gene Ontology annotation, cellular component: cytosol.
AUGGCGUCCGCCAUUGCCGCCGCGACGGCUCCUCCCACGGGCGCCCAGCACUCUGUCCUCCUCCUGCGCCGCGCCAACGACUACCUCGCCGCCGCCCUACGGGCGCGCUACCGCGUCCUCAGCUUCUACGACUCGGGCGGCGCGCCCCUCCCGGCCUUCCUCGCCGCGUCCGCCGCCGCGGAGCCCGAGGCCCCGCGGGCUGCCCUCGUCGUUGGCGUCGACGCCGCCUUCCUCGUGGCCGGCGCCGGCGAGGUCUUCUCCACGGACGUGGCCGACCACGCCAUAGGGCUCCUCAUCGACGUGCUCCGGAAUGUCUCCGCGGCCGACCGCUACGUCUGCCGCGGGCUGUGGCCCGUCCAAGGGGACUACCCGCUCGGAUCCAAGCUCGGUGGCAAGCGCGUAGGCAUCAUCGGUUUGGGGAGCAUCGGUUCAUCCAUCGCCAAGCGUCUCAAAGCAUUUGGCUUUGUCAUCCAGUACCAUUCCAGGAGACCAAAGGAUGGUGUCUCCUUCAGAUACUUCCACGAUGUGAUCAGCCUCGCUACCGAAUCCGACGCGCUCAUUGUCGCGUGCGCGCUGAACGACCAGACGCGGCACAUCGUCAACAAGGAAGUCCUGAGGGCACUAGGUAAAGAUGGCGUAGUGGUGAACAUCGCUCGCGGAGGGAACAUUGACGAGGCGGAGCUGAUCAGCAUGCUGAGGGAAGGCAAGAUAGCUGGCGCGGGCCUAGACGUCUUUGAGAAGGAGCCCGUUGUGCCGCCGGAGUUCUUCUCCAUGGACAACGUGGUGCUAACUGCUCAUGAGGCGGUCUUCACCACAGAGUCUGGCUCCGACCUUUGCGACCUCAUGAUUGGGAACCUCGAGGCGUUCUUUGAUGGUAGGCCAUUGCUCACGCCUGUGCCUCCCAAGUAGAUGUGGUGGAGAAUAGAACAAGAGAUCAUACCAAACUCAGUGUGCAUACAACGUUUGUCAUGUUAGAUAUAUGCUGCUCCUUGUCCGAGUUACCAGGGGUGACAAGGAAAUAUAUGCUACUCCUUGUCCAAGUUACCAGGGUGAUGACAAGUAGAUAUAUGCUACCUAUUGUCUGAGUUACCACAGGACACAAGCCGGACCUAGCGAGAGCACUACCCUCACCUAUGAUGUGUUACAUCUGGCCACCAAGUUCUUUUGCAGCCCUCACCGGUCAUCAUCAUCGCCCGUCCAGGUCCGUCCAGCGACGGCUCCUGACAUGCACAUCCCCACGCUAGAGGGGCCCUGCUUACCUCUCCGACUUGGGACCAUAAUCGCUCAGUUUUCACCAAGUCGCCAACAAGGUGCCACUGCCGAGUUCACAACUGUGCUAGAUUUGGUAGAAUCGUUGCCGGUUGCUUCUGUUCCUA